AUGAAUCGCUUUCGAACCAAGAAGAAGGGCAGGGAUGAUACAUCCAUUGGUGGCCGCCCGUCACUAGAUGCUGAGUCUUCUGGUCCCUUUCGCAUGUUCGGCAAAAAGAAAACACCAGACGAACCUAGAAAAGAGAUUGACCUCGCUGCGGCUUUACCACCUAGCGAUGACUUUCGAACCAGUCUCCUAAUGACAGGUCUAUCAGCCCGCUUCUCCAUGCUUCGAGAACAGGACGACCCGAAUAGCAAACUGGGUAAGGCCAGCGACGACAGCGUUCUCUUCCCGAAGCGACAGUCGAGGCUAGCGGACUUUGGUGCUUUUGCAGGUGGACUGGAUGAUAUUGCCGAAAUCGAGUCGCUGAAGGCGCCACCAUUGGGCCGCUUUGACUCGUAUCAUUCUGACGAUGCAUCCUCAACAACAGGGAGCGUAAUGGGUCGUGGUAAGCCCACGGAAGGGAAUAAUCUCUUCGGUGGUAGACAAAAGAUCUACAAGCUUACCGCAGGCUCCAAAGGCGGCAUGACUGGUAGAGCACUUUACGACGACGACGUAGCACAAUCCUCAUUCCAAAAAUGGCGGCAGGCCGAAAAGGAACGAAAGUCAUUGGAAGACAGUGAGAACAUCAACACAUCCGAUGUGGAAGCCACACUGAAUUACAGUCGACGCCGAGAAACGAGCUCCACAACGUCGUCUGUUCCCUCGGGAGCUCGCAACUCUACAGCUGCAACCUCAAUCGCAUCUCAGCCGUCUUCGAUCAAAGAAACUGCAUCUAGCAGCCACUUGCCGGGCCUCGAGCGAAGCGUUACUCGAACCCGCCGGCUCUAUGAGCAAGGGUUAACGCAAGACCUUCAGGAUCAACAAAACUCGGCGGUAUAUCGGAUGGACACCUUGUCACGACAGCGGCCCUUCGGUUCGCGAACUCCAGACUCAGCUUCCCUUGUUACUUCGCCUACGACCACAACCUUCAGCGAGCGUGCUACAGACCGCCGGCCCAUCGUAUCCAAAGCUAGCGCACCUAACCUACGGUCAUUCAGCUCUUCUUUGAUGAGUUGCUCUCCGAUGAGCCCCGUUGACUUGACCCCCAAAUUCCCAAGGCAAGAGUCGAAGCCCAGUUUUGGAGCGAAUCUCCCUCUAAGCCCACCCAUCAGUGAAACUGAGGAGCACCCAACCCUUGCUAUCCAACCCAAUGACCGUGGUAAGGCGACGGCAAUGGGUGUCUUUAGUCGACCAGCAAUGCAGUAUGACGAGUCACGAUACACACAGCGACAACGUCAGCUCCAGCAAGGACGAGACACGUCUGCUUCUUUGUACACGGAGUCGGUAGGCUCUCCUGUCAAAGGCAGGUCUCGCUCAUCAUCGGCCCAGCGACCGGCAGUAGAGAAGUCCACAACGGUUGCUCAUUCUGAAAUUUCUCAACCCAACGAGAAUUACAGCAGCACAUUUGAUGAAAGUGACGACGGAUCAUUGGACAAUCGAACUUCUGCUGCCCCUCGAUUGAGACUUGAUCGCCCAAGCGAUCACGACCACCCGGCUUUCCGUAAAUCUGCUCUCCCUACCCCUCUAUCGUUGACAUCGCCCAAGGAUUCCGAGGACGGGAGGUCUCCCUCACCGGCACCAAAGACCGAAAAGACAGAAGAUUCUCCCACAUUGGGCCCCACGACAGGUCUAAGCGGUAUGGUUCGACAACACCUUCGACAAAAUAGCACCGCCUCGUCUGUAUAUGCCCUGAUGGGUCACGAACUAGAACCGAGCGUAACGGAGGCCAAUUCCGUCUUCGUAAGAAAUGAUGAUGGUGUUUGCGACGACGGAACCACAGCGGAGCAGGAUGAAUUUGCUCAAAACUUGGCCGAGCGUGCGCGACGGGUCCGUGAACGACUAACGACAUACGUCGAAUCAGAUAAUGAGCGUUCUGCGCCGCCCACCCCACCUCUAUCAGAACACAAUAAGGAACUAGGACCGCCCAGGUCGGGUAGUCUUGGUAUGUUGAGGUCAAAAUCAAGCCGGGGAUCCCUUCUCGACAAGGCCGACAAGGAGCGUGGCCGCAGCAAGACGCUCAAGUCUUCCAGCUCCCAACCCAGCCCAAUCGCCACGUCACCUUCUCCAAGGAAGGCUUCGAGCAGCCAAGCAGAAACGCGAGGUGGUGAAAUUCCUGCCCAGUCAAACCAAUCAACGCCUCCCGAAAAGGAGACAAAUGUACACGUAGGCCUGAAAGCCUUCCGCCAAGCUCGCCGAGAACUACAGAAAAUGAAAGAACUCGAGACACAACAGCGGCAUUCGCAGAAGCCCAAUCAUAACCCGGAGCGUCCUACGAACGGCAUGGUCACCCCUUACGAGGGUGGUCCACCAUCGGCCAUUGUCAACCGCAUGCCCCGAGACGCCGAGAGCUAUGCGAGUUUUUCUCGGGCGGGUUCUCGGGCGGCCUCUGAGCGAGACCGAAGUAGUUCGGAAACCAGCCAAAGUGGACUUGCGUAUAGUCGGGGUGAUGGGCUUCGCAAUGGCUCUGCAACUUACGAGGAUCACUACGGCCGGCGAGGACCCAGUAGCCCGCCGGGCCCGGGUAUCGGGAGCCAGGCAAUGGAGUCAUCUGCGUAG
Messenger RNA from Metarhizium album ARSEF 1941, 2589 nucleotides. RefSeq lists its product as uncharacterized. The transcript is spliced from 2 exons. The coding region runs from base 1 to 2589 and encodes 862 amino acids. The record is from RefSeq and is a predicted model, not a curated record. NCBI's taxonomy places the organism in Eukaryota, Fungi, Ascomycota, Sordariomycetes, Hypocreales, Clavicipitaceae.